CUUUGGAAUCACUGGGAAAGGAAUUGCGCCUGCGCAACCAGACGUGGCAGCGGUAUCAUGGCUUCUUGGACCCGCCACGAGAGACGGAUGAGAGAUCUCGAGAUGUAUAUUAUCGUUUUGCUGAUCUGCGUGGUGUCCACACUGCAAGCGGCGAAGGUGUCUCCGCUCAUUGAGAGAGUCAGUGACCACAAGGACUUUAAAAAGCUGCUCAGAACACGCACCAAUGUCCUGGUCCUCUACACAAAAUCUGACAAGUCUGGAGAUACCAAGCUCAAGCUUUUGUCAGAUGUUGCGCAGGCCGUCAAAGGGCAAGGGACCAUCGCCUGGGUGAAUUGUGGUGACUCGGAGGGUCGGAAGCUGUGUAAGAAAGUGAAGGUUGACCCCAGCUCCAAAAAAGGGGGAGUGGAGAUGCUCCAUUAUAAGGAUGGAACGUUUCACACAGAAUACAGCCGCCCAGAAACAUUUAAGUCCAUGGUGGCGUUCUUGAAAGACCCCACAGGUGCGCCUCUGUGGGAGGAGAAUCCCGAAGCCAAAGACAUAGUCCAUGUCGAGACUGAGAAGGACUUCCGGAAGCUUCUAAAGAAAGAAGAGAGGCCGAUCCUCAUGAUGUUCUACGCCCCAUGGUGUGGAGUGUGCAAGAGGAUGCAGCCCAUCUUCCAGCAGGCCGCCACGGAGACCAAGGGCAAAUAUGUGCUCGCAGGGAUGAACGUGCACCCAGCCGAGUUUGACGGCCUCAAACAGGAAUACAACGUCAAGGGCUACCCGACCUUCUGCUACUUUGAGAAGGGGAAGUUCCUGCAUCACUAUGAAAACUACGGAGCCACGGCCAAGGACAUUGCUGACUGGUUAAAGAAUCCUCAGCCUCCCCAGCCUAAGAGUCCAGAGGUGCCUUGGUCAGAGUCGGACUCGGCCGUCUUUCAUCUGACCGACGACACCUUCGACACCUUCCUGGAGGAGCACCCCUCGGCCCUGAUCAUGUUCUACGCCCCAUGGUGUGGCCACUGUAAGAAGAUGAAGCCGGAGUAUGAUGAGGCCGCCGAAUUCCUCAAUAAAGACCCAGACAGCCCCGGUGUGCUGGCUGCCCUGGACACCACAAUCCACAAGUCGGUGGGCGAGCGCUUCAAGAUCUCCGGCUUCCCCACGGUCAAGUACUUUGAGAAAGGAGAGGACAAGUACACCCUGCCCCAGCUCCGCACCAAGGACAAGAUCAUCGAGUGGCUGCAGAAUCCCCAGGCCCCUCCACCUCCGGAGCAGUCUUGGGAGGACAGGCCGUCCAGCGUCAGCCACCUGGGAGCCGAGGACUUCAGGGAGGCGCUGAAGAAGAAGAAGCACGCCCUGGUCAUGUUCUAUGCCCCUUGGUGCCCGCACUGCAAGAACGCUGUCCCCCACUUCUCCACGGCCGCCGAUCUCUUCAAAGAGGACCGCAAGAUUGCCUACGCUGCGGUGGACUGCACCAAAGGACAAAAUCAUGAGUUGUGCAAGCAGGAAAGUGUGGAGGGUUACCCAACUUUCAACUACUACAACUAUGGCAAAUUUCAUGAGAAAUAUAAUGGAGACAGAGGGGAGGCUGGCUUCAUUGGCUUCAUGCGCAGCUUGAGGGGGCGGGACCAAGAGAAGGUUGGCAAGCGGAAGGAGGAGCUUUAAGAGUGGUUGUGGCCCAAUCAGGGGGUUGGGGAGGGGCAAGCCUGCCAUUGCACUGUGACCUGGGCAGGAGCUCCCCACCUCAGCACUGACAUCAGAGACUUGAAAAAUCUCAGCUGGAAAAAGGCUAUUUUUGUAUACAACGGUGCCCUUACCUUUGUAAUACCAGUGUCAAACCAUCACACCACUUUGGACAUGUUUUUUUUUUUUUUGUUUUAUUUCGUUGUUUGAUUUAUGAAGCAUUUUGAUGUGAUCAUGAAAGAGAAACAAGUAUUCCCAAAUACUGUGACUGCAAAUAUCAAACCUACAUCUUUUAUCUAUGCAAUAGCCAUCUCCAGGCCCAAAGGCUUUAAGCUGUGGGUGGCCAUCUUUGAUGAGGGGAUCGGCCAUGUUGCUUUGCCACAUAACGCCCACAGUGAUCCUUCAUCAGGACUCCUCAUCACUGUCCCCCCCUUCCUCUGAAGAACAAUACAAAUAUACAUGUCCGUUAUCAAAUAUUUUUAUACUGAAAUAUCAUAUUAGGUGUCGAUUAGAAAUACAAAACAGGAAAAAAGUAUGACGAAAAGAACUUGUAGCUAAAAUCUGUGGCCUUAAUGAAUGUUUAAGCUAAACAAAAUGUGCGGUGAUCACUGAACGAAAUCAGUCCAAAUCAUUUCAAAGAUCAGACCUAUUGACUAGGUGUGUUUUUAUGCUGGAGCCAUCAUAUUCCUCAUUAUAUUUUGUUAGCUAUGGAAAAACAAAAAUUAGGUCAUGAUGUAACUUAAUGCCAAAAAGUUAGUGGGCAAUUGCGAUGCCAAAUUCAUAUCCAUUUCCUGUUCAGGGUGGAAGAGAUCCUGCAAUAUGUGUUCCCUAUCCUGGUGAAUUGACAGAACUCUUGUGUUUAUAAAGUCCUUAUCAACACUGCUUGUGAUCAACUUUUACCAUUGUAUGUAAAGCCAGUAAAUACCACAGCCAUGUUUUGUGUACAUGUAGGUGCACAUAUCAAAAGCCAAGGCGUGUAGUGCUUUUCCCUCCAGCAGCUGGAUGCUUUAGACUCUCAUGUCCAUUGCAAGGAGCUGCACCUUGCUCCCUUUGCUGCUGGACAUCUGUGCACUCGGACUCGCUGAGAUCUACUGAAGCUCAGUUGGUUGGGACAACCGUAGGGCAGACAAUCAAGGAACAUUCUUGUCUCGUUUAACCAGGCCAUCAAGUUCAACACAUCCUGGUGGUUGUGUCUGUAGGACUAGUUUAACCCCCAUGAUGUGCUCUCUGCUGUUACCCCCCCGCCCCCUCCUCCCUGUCUUCGCCUGUUGUGAAAGAUGUUGAGCUUGUGAAGUGUCUGUGCAUCCUAGCAUGCCCAUGUGGGUGCGGUUUGAGAAUGUAUAUCUCCCAGCCGUGAUGUGGUGGUAGUGACUCAAAAUUGCAGCCUGCUGGAAGUGUUCCUAGUGUUAAGACAUUAUACAUAUUUUAAAGACCAUAUCUGUAGCUGAACUUUUCUUUUGUAUUUUUCAGGAGUUUGGUUUCAUUAUGAAUAAGAUUCUCAGGGAUCACCAAACACAAUUAAGAAAGGGAGCAGGCGAGCAGCGUGAUUUGCAUUCCAGCUGGAUGUUGCAGAGCCCUAGUUGCCGAAAUGAAAUAGUUGUUUACAUUUGUCUUACAGCGGAGAGAACAAAAUGUGUAGAUAGAGGGGGUAUGGUUUACAUUCCUGAGUUGCGGCAGUGCAGAAAGUAUUAAAUAAAACAGUAAGAGCCAAGGAAAGCAGGAAAGCUGAUGUAUAUUGUUCUGGGUCUAUGAUUAACAAAAGAAAGAGAGAGAGAGAAAGAAAAAUCCGUCUUUCAAUGGCAAACCAUGUGCUGUCCUCAUACACUGUUAUUAGAUGAGAUGUGUUUCUGUGCUGAUUCAGGGUUUACGUGUUGUUAGUGUGGCAUCUGUUGUCACUGCAUUGUCCUCUAGCGAUGGUUACUGGUUUUUUGAAGCUUAUAACUGAUUACUAGACCAGCACAAGGAAGGAGAGCCUGUAACCACAGCAGGAGAGACGAGCCCUUUGAUACAGUAUGGUGUUGGGAUAUUGGGAGUCUUUCAGAAGCAGGACCACAGGCGCCAAAGCGGAAGCCCGUCUGUUUUAUCCCAAAGAUCUCCAUAUCAGGGGGAUGCCACACUAAUGCCAAGAAGUCUGUGUCGCCUUUGUUUGAUUUCCGCUCCCAGCCAUGUGUGCAGAUCUGCCCCUAGAAAUGACCACCUUAAGUAAAAUAAAGAAAACAUACAUUUCCAACA
Molecule: messenger RNA, 3894 nt
Organism: Alosa sapidissima (American shad)
Lineage: Eukaryota; Metazoa; Chordata; Actinopteri; Clupeiformes; Clupeidae
Gene: pdia5
Product: protein disulfide isomerase family A, member 5
Exons: 17
Coding region: 58-1644 (528 amino acids)
Biological process (GO): protein folding
Cellular component (GO): endoplasmic reticulum
Molecular function (GO): protein disulfide isomerase activity
Source: RefSeq, a predicted model, not a curated record